UGCAUUUGAAAUGAUUUCCUGGAUGGUGGGAGUUGUGGUUAAUCCAAAGCUCUUCUCUUUGUUUGUUCACUGAAAAGAAGAUGAAACUUUGGUUUUGAAUAUCAGAGUUUUUCUACAACAUUGAGAAAGAAAGUCAGCACUUAAUUUUCAUAUGUCUCUACAUCAAAAGGAGCUUGGUACAAGACACUGACUGCAUUUGACACUUUUCUCAAGAUUACAGAAUAACACAUUAAAUACUAUUCUUGGAACUGCUGUAAAUGACUGUACUGAGUCUAAAUUAUUCACAGAUAGAUAUGUGUUUCUUAAACUCACCUUGUGGGAACACUUAAGGAAACUGAACUGAUUUUAGGGUUUUGUCUGUCACAACUGUUGUCUGUUCAUAUUUCUUGUUGCUUUCUAAAGUGGUUCUGCUGUACCUUGGACAUUAAAUAUGGCUCGGGAUAAGGUAACUGAGGGACUUUGCUGCUUAAUUCCUUUGCUGUGUGGACCUUCUGACUGUAGCUUUGGAAUAUUUCAGCUACUGGAUCCACUCUCUUCUAAAAUCGCAUUGUCCAGAAGUGUUCUUUUAACUUUGUCUUGCAGCUGUCAGCCUGCAAUGUUCCACUGGAUCUCUGUGGGAACUAUUUUUUUUUUUAUUCCUGUUCCUUUUUUUGCUGAACAGCCCCAGAACGCUGUGGGAUCACCUUUCCAAGUAACUCAUUUCAUGCAAGUAAUCAGUUGGAGAGUUGGUGGCUUAUUGUGUGCAGGUGGAAAAGGAGAGUAGGUCUGUAAAGCUAUGUGUCUGUUCUCAGAUUACGGUGUGAAAGCCAGGGAAUGGGGCAGACAAGAGCUCAAUAGAUUCACAAAGUGAUAAGAGAAGUAUCUGACAAAGGAUAAUUUUCCCUCUCUGUUCAGAGCAGUCCAGAAGAAGGAUCUGUGUUCUCAAACUUUUCUUCCCUUUGAGUUACAGCUUCUUGCUCUCUCACACAGCCCUAAUUGAAGCAGUAGUUGGAGAGCUUUCAAUCUGUGACAGCCUUUGGUGGAUUGCACUUCAGCGUAGUUAACUUGAUGCAGCACAGUUGAGCGAGUUCAUUCUGUUUCAUUUCUGCAUCUCACAUGUUGCUGCCUUAGUGGCUGUGUCAGAAAGAGGAAUUGAAAGCUACUGCAGUGCUUCUUCUUGCUGGGACACCUUGUGCUUGGAAGUCUCUGGUGCUCUUGCGAGUUUCUUUUCUUACCUUUGUGAUGCCCUAGCAACACAAUGGGAAUACUGAAGGGUGAAAGCCUGUGUUUAGUGAUGUCAAUUGGGUUUUGACCUUCUGAAGUAUAUUCAGUCAUCAGAGAAGGUGUGCUGUUGCUGAUUCACAUUGAAUCUUGCCUUAUAUGCUUCUGCCAGAGGUGUUCCCAAGGACUAUACAAACCCCUUCAAUUUGUAUCUGUAACAGCUGGACUAAAACAUAUCAAAUGAAUACAAUCUACCAUUGAAGAAAGAAACCAGGAUUCAAGCAAUCAUCAAGAAAUGGGAAGCUGAUGCUGAUACAAAUUUGGUGCAACUUUUCUGCCUGGAACUACCUUCUUGAACAGAAUGCUCUUCGAGCUCAGAACCAAGUACUGAAAAAGGGGGUUGUGGAUGAGCAAGCAAACUCUGCAUCUCUGAAGGAGCAACUGAAGAUGAAGGACCAAUCACUGAGAAAAUUGCAACAAGAAAUGGACAGCCUGACCUUUCGGAAUCAGCAGCUUGCCAAACGGGUGGAGUUACUUCAAGAUGAACUUUCGUUAAGUGAAACUAGGGGCAAGAAGAACAAGAAAAGUGCAGAAUCUUCAUCUCAGUUGAGUCAAGAGCAGAAAAGUGUCUUCAAUGAGGAUCUUCAGAAGAAGAUAGAAGAGAAUGAACGACUGCAUAUACUUUACUUUGAAGCAGAUGAGCAGCAUAAACGUUUAGAAGCAGAGCUGAGAACUAAACUGGAAGUUCUGGAAACUGAUGCUGCCCAGCAUCAAGCUGUAGUGGACAGCUUAACAAGGAAAUACACAGAUACCAUUGAAAAGCUGCAGAAUGAUAAAUCCAAGUUGGAAAUCAAGUCUCAGACACUAGAAAGAGAAGCUAAGGACUGUAGGCUUCGAACCGAAGAAUGUCAGCAGCAGUUAAAGAAUCUUCAAGCAGCUUUGGGCAGUCGACUGGAAGAAUCUCUAUGCAUAAUCAAUGAAAAAGUACCUUUUAAUGACACAAGAUCUAAUCGGUACAAUGCUCUGAAUGUACCGUUGCACAACAGAAGAUAUCAGCUCAAGUUGCGAGACCUUGCUGGCCAGGCAUUGUCUUUUGUGCAAGAAAUUGUAACAGCUCUUCUGAAUUUUCAUACGUAUACUGAGCAGAAGGUCCAGAUCUUUCCCAUUGAUUCUGCAACAGACACUAUAUCGCCAUUAAAUCAGAAGUUCUCACAGUAUCUUCAUGAAAAUGCUUUUUAUGUUCGCCCUCUGGAGGAAGGAAUGCUUCAGUUGUUUGAGAGUAUUACAGAAGAUACUGUGACAGUCCUGGAAACAGCUGUGAAAUUGAAGGCCUUUUCAGAACACUUAGCUUCAUACUUAUGCUUUUUAAGAAAGAUUCUUCCUUAUCAGUUAAAAAGUUUGGAAGAAGAGUGUGAGUCUUCUCUUUGCACAGCUGCUUUAAAAGCAAGAAAUAUGGAGCUACACAGAGACAUGAAAAGGUUGACGGCGAUCUUUGAGAAGCUGCAUACAUACAUUAGUCUUCUUGCUUUACCAAGUACGAAACCAGAAGGACUACUUAGAACAAAUUACAGCUUGGUGUUUACAAACAUUGCUGCAAGCCUUCAUGCGUCUCAUGACAUCCUGAAAGAUAUUUCCAAGCACUACAGUCAAAAAGCUACACUAGAACAAGAUGUUCCAACUGCCACACAGAAGCUCAUAACUACAAAUGACUGUAUUUUGUCCUCCAUUUUGUCUUUAACAAAUGGAAUAGGCAAGAUUGCUUCGUUCUUUAGCAACAACUUGGAUCACUUCACUUCUUCGUUGAGCUAUGGCCCAAAAGGAGGAACAGAGUUCAUCAGCCCUCUUUCAGCAGAGUGUAUGCUGCAGUACAAGAAAAAGGCAGUUGCCUAUAUGAAGACUCUGAAGAAGCCUUGUGCAGAUUCAGUGCCUUAUGAAGAAGCUUUGGCCAAUCGCAGAGUCCUUCUGAGUUCCACAGAAAGUAGAGAAGGUCUCGCACAACAGGUCCAGCAGAGUUUGGAGAAAAUUGCAAAACUUGAACAAGAGAAAGAGCACUGGAUGUUGGAGGCCCAGCUAGCAAAAAUAAAACUGGAGAAGGAAAACCAAAAGCUGAAGAACUCUCUUAGUGGACAAUUAGCUGAAACUGUUCAAGAGUGUUCUGUUUUAUCAAAUAUAGCUGAACAAAAGGAGGAAACCACAGAGAAGAGUCAGAGGGAACCUAUCAAAAGUACUAGUCUGAUUGGGAUGUUGACUAUAACUACUGAUAACGAGAAGAUUCCAGAUGUUGAAUCUCGUGAAGACUUGAUUAAAAAACACUAUAUGGCAAGAAUAGCAGAACUUACAUCCCAUCUACAGCUUGCUGACAGCAAAUCAGUACACUUUCAUGCAGAGUGUCGAGCACUUGCCAAAAGACUGUCUUUAGCAGAGAAGUCCAAGGAAUCACUCACAGAAGAGUUGAAACUGGCUAGUCAAAGCAUCAGUAGAUUACAGGAUGAAUUGAUGACGACAAAGAGAAGUUAUGAGGAUCAGUUAAGUAUGAUGAGUGACCAUCUCUGCAGUAUGAAUGAGACUCUAACUAAACAAAGGGAAGAAAUUGACACACUAAAGAUGACUAGUAAGGGAAACUCUAAAAAGAACAAAACCCGAUAGCUCCCAGCUCAUCAGCUGUCUGUGGAGGCUGCUGCUGAAGAGAGUGCAGAUACUGUCUGGUGCCUCUUGUUACGGAAAGCAGGGUGGUGUUGGGUCUCGUGUGAACUGAUUUGGUGCUGUACAUGGCUUUAAAAUAUUUAGCACUUCCAACAGAUAGAACUUGGUAUUGUCUCUAAACCAGGACACGUACACUCUGUGGAUAGUUUGUAAUUACCUUCAGUUUUUACUGUGCACUUUUUAAAACUGGGUUUUAAUUUCCUCUAAUAACUUUGGCUUUUGUAUAUUUUUCAAAUAUGAUUAUGCAUUAAGAAAUUUGGUAUCAGUGCAGUUGUCUGUUUCUGAGUUAUGUUAAAUUGUCAACAGCUGUACACUCAGUUCUUGCUAAUGACAGUUUAAAAAUUAAUUUGGAAACUCUGGCCACGUGAGCUGUGCAGCUACUACUGUAAAUGUACUCCUGCCCUCUGAAAUGAAUUCAAGUGUCUUUAAAUGAUUUCUCCAAAUUCCCAUGGAUAAGUGGGAUCGUUCUUCAUCCUCAUCUUUUUUUUUUUUUUUUUUUUUUUUUUUUUUUUUU
Molecule: messenger RNA, 4417 nt
Organism: Centrocercus urophasianus (Greater sage-grouse)
Lineage: Eukaryota; Metazoa; Chordata; Aves; Galliformes; Phasianidae
Gene: PPP1R21
Product: protein phosphatase 1 regulatory subunit 21
Exons: 23
Coding region: 1507-3846 (779 amino acids)
Cellular component (GO): early endosome; membrane
Source: RefSeq, a predicted model, not a curated record